CUUUACUCCUUUUACAACUUCACAUACACGCCGAGCUCAAAAUGGAUGUAACGCUCACACCUCCAAGCAGGCGGCACCGCCUCUGGGGGUGUUAUCAUAGGCUCUACUGGCACUGCACCGGUCAACUUCACCAUGCUCUGCCGAGAGCCUCAUAAUAAUCAAGAUGAUGUUAUUUUCCAUCUUGUUCGGUCUUUUACUUUGCCUGCUGCCACAUGGGCGAGGGCACAGCAUAUUAGCGCAUAGUGGGAAAUCUGAGCUCGCAUCAAGGGACCAGUUGGAGGGACUGAUAACAUGGGAUAAAUAUUCCAUGAUUAUUCGGGGAGAACGAAUGUUCAUAUUUUCUGGAGAAUUUCAUCCCUGGCGUCUACCAAGCCCGGGCCUGUGGCUUGACAUCUUUCAGAAAAUCAAGGCGCUGGGUUUCAACGCGGUGACAUUCUAUACUUAUUGGGGUCUCGUGGAAGGUACACGAGGGCAAGUACGUUUCGAUGGCGUAUUUGCUCUUGAUGAGUUCUUCAAAGCUGCUGCGGAAGCUGGAAUAUAUCUGAUCGCCCGGCCUGGACCGUACAUCAAUGCAGAAACGGCUAUGGGUGGUUAUCCAGGAUGGACGGCGCGGAUUCGAGCACCUCUUCGCGGAGACGACGCAGAAUUCGUAAAUACGACCGAGCUCUAUGCCGCCACCGUGGGAAAGUUGAUUGCAGAUGCGCAGAUUACGAACGGAGGCCCUGUUAUUAUGUUACAGCCAGAGAACGAAUACGAUACUUGGCCUAAUGUGAAUAACUCUGACUUUCCGGCUCAAGAGAAUAGAGAAUAUAUGGAACAUGUUAAGCAACAGUUCAAAAGAGCUGGAAAUGUUGUUCCACAAAUGGUAAACGACCAUCUCUAUCAGGGCAAUUGGGCGCCGGGUAGUGGGCUAGGCGAAACAGAAAUUUAUGGAAUCGACGCAUAUCCUCUGCGAUAUGAUUGCGCACAUCCAGACAUUUGGCCUACGAUUCGAUGGCCCGAAAACUGGCAAACGAUGCAUCAGGAAUAUAGCCCCAACACUCCAUUCUUCGUAGCUGAAUUCCAGGGAGGAUCUGGCACCAGCUUCGGCAGUGUCAAUGCGGAUGCCUGCAAUGCGCUGGUUAACCAGGAGUCGGUUCGCGUUCUAUGGAAGAAUAACUACAGCUUUGCUAUCAAGAUUUUCAAUAUCUACAUGACAUAUGGCGGAACAAAUUGGGGGAACUUGGGAUACAGAGGUGGUGAUAGCUCAUAUGACUAUGGUGCUGCAAUAAAGGAGAAUCGUCAUAUAUGGCGGGAGAAAUACUCAGAGGAAAAGCUCGAGGCCAACUUCUUCAAAGUAUCGCCCGCGUAUCUAACUGCAAUUGCUGGAAAUGCGUCCAAUGGAUCAUAUGUAUCAACAGAUCAGAUCGCUACGACACUAAUAUUUGGGACCGACUUUUCAACAAACUUUUACAUCAUUCGUCACGCUAUUUGGACCUCGACAGACACAACCAGUUACAAGCUCAACAUUCUCACAAGUAUUGGAAACAUGUCGAUACCUCAACUUGGCGGAGAAUUGACUCUAACGCGAAGAGACUCGAAGAUCCACGUAACCGACUACGAUGUAGGAGGAGUUAACCUGGUAUAUUGCACAGCAGAGAUAUUUACAUGGGCGAAAGAUGUGUCAGGCAAAAGAACACUGAUUCUUUAUGGCGGAGCUGAAGAAGUUCAUGAAUUUGCCAUUGAUUUGACAACCAUGUCAAGAGCAUCUAUAGAGACAAAACUAAAUGACACUAAUGUGAAAGUUCAGAAGAUACAUUCCGAUGCACUGGUCGUUCAGUGGAAAGUCUCUACAGAUAGGAGAAUCUUAAAACUUAGCAACGACUUCGAGGUACUCUUGCUAUGGCGCAACGAUGCAUAUAAUUACUGGGUUACGGAGCUCCCAGCAGAGGCACCAACCGCAAACUACUCUUCUCCACCAAAAUCUACCGUGGUAGUGAAGGGCCCCUAUCUAGUCCGUACAGCAGUCAUAGAUGGGGAAACACUUCGUCUCACCGGCGACAUCAACAGAACCGUUGAUAUCGAGCUCAUCUAUGAACCUACUGGCAAAGUCAAGCAUAUAUCCUUCAACGAUGAACCUCUCCAAGGAGAUCUGAAUGGAGACGGGAAACUUACAGCGCGGUUGGACUUCCGAGCACCUGAAAUCACUCUUCCUGACUUCACUACUCUGAAGUGGAAAUAUAUCGACUCCCUCCCCGAGAUCCAAGACUCUUACGACGAUUCAGACUGGGUCACAUGUGAGAACCCAUCGACAAACAACCCGCAAUCUCUCCUCACGCCCACCUCUCUUUAUGCAAGCGACUACGGUUUCCACAGCGGAUCACUUAUAUAUCGCGGCCACUUCACUGCUAACGGGGAAGAAUCGACCCUAUUCCUCAAUCUAACGGGCGGUAAUGCCUUCGGCUACUCGCUCUGGCUCAACGACGUAUUCGUUGCCUCCUGGGACGGAUCGGACGAAGGAGGCGGCGAGCCCACGCACAACGACACUAUCUCGCUCUCCUCCCACACACUCGGGAACGGGAAACCGUAUGUCUUCACGCUGGUGAUCGAUCACAUGGGUCAAGACGAAGAAGCGCCAGGAACGGACGUGAUAAAAGCGCCGAUGGGCAUCAUGAACUUCGACCUGGCGGGACACGCGCAGUCGGACGUGACGUGGAAGCUGACGGGCAAUCUCGGCGGCGAGUCGUACCACGAUCUCGCGCGCGGUCCGCGUAACGAGGGCGCCAUGUUCGCAGAGCGGCAAGGGUAUCACCAGCCCUCACCUCCGAGCCAGGACUGGGAGGUCUCGAACCCUAUCAUCAACGGAAUCAAAUCUGCCGGCAUCGGUUUCUUCACCACGACCUUCGACCUCGACGUCCCCGCGGGCUACGACGUGCCGCUUAGCUUCGUGUUCGCGAAUACGUCCACCGCUGCCAUCGCUUCCAACUACCGCUGCCAGCUGUUCGUCAAUGGGUGGCAGUUCGGCAAGUACGUCGCGAAUCUGGGGCCCCAGACCACAUUCCCGGUGCCGGAGGGCAUACUGAACCAUAACGGCGCGAACACCGUCGCGCUUACGCUCUGGUCUCUCGACGUGGGCGGGGCGAAGCUCGGUGGCUUCUCGUUGGAGCCGGAGAUGCCGCUGUGGUCUGGCUACAGAAAACCUUGGUCGUCUCCCCAGCCAGCGUGGCAGGAGCGCGAAGGGGCGUAUUAGGGGCUGGCGCGUGGAGAUUCGGUGUCCCCGAUGAGCUAUAUCGCGAAAGGACUAUUAAGCGCUACUGCAUCUGAGGGUCGACAGCGCGGUCGUUAGUUGGUUCGUGAAAUUCGUCGUCGGGCAGAGAGAAGGAAAGCGGGUGCCCGACGCUAUGGAACAAUAGUUGUGUUUCUAUGCAAACAAUAGACCACGUUGUUGUUCUCGGACCGUAACAAAGUCUCGGCCCCCUUAACCUUGUCCAAUAGGAAAUGACAAGUCGUAUCAGCGAGUCGAAUUCACCUGUGUGUUCAAACCCUAGUCCAACACGGCCCAACUCCUCUCAUCCCUCCCGAGCAGUGAAGAAAAAGGUACAUUGCCUCUUCCGCACACCGUGAAUCUUUGUGAAGAGCAUCCGAGUGCCUACCUUGCAGGUCUAAUAUUCCGCACCUUCCGCAAGGCAGCUAGCCUAAUCCCCUAAGUCCUA
Annulohypoxylon truncatum is the source of this 3692-nucleotide messenger RNA. Its product is annotated as glycoside hydrolase family 35 protein. Lineage: Eukaryota; Fungi; Ascomycota; Sordariomycetes; Xylariales; Hypoxylaceae. Gene Ontology annotation, biological process: carbohydrate metabolic process. Gene Ontology annotation, cellular component: vacuole. Bases 164 to 3229 code for a protein of 1021 amino acids. The transcript has 5 exons. The record is from RefSeq and is a predicted model, not a curated record. Gene Ontology annotation, molecular function: beta-galactosidase activity.